Molecule: messenger RNA, 1041 nt
Organism: Caenorhabditis remanei
Lineage: Eukaryota; Metazoa; Nematoda; Chromadorea; Rhabditida; Rhabditidae
Exons: 3
Coding region: 1-1041 (346 amino acids)
Biological process (GO): embryo development
Molecular function (GO): protein binding
Source: RefSeq, a predicted model, not a curated record
AUGUGUAAGUCAUUCCCUAAGGUAACUAUGGAACUGUUGAAGCUCCCAUCUCUUGUCCAGCAGAAGAUAUUUGGAUUUAUUGAGCUUCAUAAUCUUCUAGUUCUAUCAUUCUGCUCCAAACGAACAAGAUAUUUGAUUCAAUCGCUUCAAGGACAUCAAUGGAAAGAUAUGAAAUUUGUGACAUAUUCCUUCGAGGAAAAGGACACAAUCUGUGUUAGUGUGACAUCAGAAACUAUGAACGGACUCUUUUCUUUAUCACCAAUUACACCGGAACAGCCGGUCAUUACUCCGAUGGAUGUGUUUGGAAUGGGACCGGAGAUUCCUAUCUGUUUGCAUCCGAGAUAUUUCGGAAACGAAUAUAUCUAUGACAAAGAACAGAAACAACUAGUUGUCCAAAGAAUUCAUGAUUAUCUGUAUCAAUUUCUCGGAUCGUCAUCAAUCGAUUCUAAGGUUGAAUCAACUGAACAUAAACUGCCACCAAGUCUGAAAAACAUCAAUAGCACUAGUAUCAAAGUACCUGAAAACACGACAGCCGAAGAGUUGGAAGCAUGUUUCACCGCUUCGCCAAACCAGGAUUACAUUGAAAUUGACGGACAUUUCUAUGGAAGUUUAUGUCCAAAGUCUGCAAUUCUUGGAGCUUAUAACUUGAGCAUCUGUUUCAAAGGAGGCCAUGGAGAUGAGAUUCUAAGUCGCUUUAAAGGUACCCGACUUCAACUUCAUUCAGCGAAAUUUCAUGAUUCUACCAUCUCUCAAUUUCUAAACGAGUGGAAGUCAAAUCGAGGAUUCCAAAAGUUGAUGUCUCUAUCAAUAAGUUCUUAUCAUUGGAAAAACUACGACGCUGUAAAGAUAUUGAAAGAUAUGGAUGUGAAACAGCUUGAAGAAAUUCUUCGAAUCAUUUCGCCAACGGGGUCAUUUAGGUCUCGUGACUAUUUGAUAAGAGACGUUGAUGGAGAAAAAGCUUCUGUAUUGAUUGAAAACUAUAAUGUUCGUUUCGCUCUCUGGAAAGGGAACUCGUGUGAAAUGGAAAUUGUCAAUCGUUGA